AUGCAUUGUGUUGUUGCUGUCGAUCAAGAGUCAAGCAAGGCGAAUGAAUAUCUUAUUGAAAAGUGGGGAAAAUGGUUUGAUUUAGAUGAUAUCAACCACAAUGGAAUACUGUCAAUGGAUGAAACUAAAAUGUUUGUUGAACACUAUAAAGCUCAUGGUGAUCUGAGCGAUAUGAAAUUGAACGCGAUCAAAACAAAGAUGGAUAGACUGUUUAAGGCAUUUUAUUUUACAAACAAGAAAGAAAUCUCCAAAGACGACUUCAUAAACAUGAUGAAACAAAGGUAUGAAUCUAACACAACUGCUUUAAUUGAGAUGGUUCUUGCGUAUGCAACGAAAUGGAGCGAUGUGAUAGACUUGAAUGGGGACAGAUUUCUUUCAAAAGAUGAAUUCAUUCUGAAUUUUGUUGCUCAGAGGCACAGCAAUAUCCGAAAGGACGAGCAGUUUUUCUACACGUUUCAGCCAAAAAAUGAGCGUAUUGCUAAUGCCGAUAUAGCAGCGUAUUUUGUUCGUUUUGGAACUGAGCCUGAUAGGUCAAAACCGGACGUUGUCUUAAAUGAAAUUAAUUCCGGAUUUUAAAAAAUAUGUUUUCCUUAAAAUAUAUUGACGAAAUUGAUUUGAAAAAUAUGAUAAUAAAACAUUAAUUCGAAUGCCAGAAUAUAAGCGUCCAUUUUAUAACAAACACAUUAUUCACUUUAGAUGUAAACUGUUUAUUGAUAUUUGUACAUGUAAUAAUUAAAAGAUAUUCCUAGAAGGACAAAAUAACAAUUUAGCAAUUUUAUGCCAAGUGACCAAAAUUAAAAAUAAAAGUAUUAAUGGCCCGAAUACAACCAUCUCAUUUCAUUAUC
Ruditapes philippinarum (Manila clam) is the source of this 845-nucleotide messenger RNA. Its product is annotated as sarcoplasmic calcium-binding protein-like. Bases 1 to 576 code for a protein of 191 amino acids. The transcript is spliced from 4 exons. NCBI's taxonomy places the organism in Eukaryota, Metazoa, Mollusca, Bivalvia, Venerida, Veneridae. Gene Ontology annotation, molecular function: calcium ion binding. The record is from RefSeq and is a predicted model, not a curated record.